Dictyostelium purpureum is the source of this 1095-nucleotide messenger RNA. RefSeq lists its product as uncharacterized. Lineage: Eukaryota; Evosea; Eumycetozoa; Dictyosteliales; Dictyosteliaceae. The transcript has 3 exons. The record is from RefSeq and is a predicted model, not a curated record. Bases 1 to 1095 code for a protein of 364 amino acids.
AUGUUUUUAUAUAAAUAUAAAUAUUUGUUUUUAAUAUUAUUUAUAUUAUUAAUUGUUUAUAAAAUAAAUGGUUUGUUUCAAUGCGAAACUUUGGACCCAGAAUUAUGUUUGGCUUCGUAUCCCAAUUGUAUUCCUUUAAUAUUGAAAAGCUGUUGUGCAGGUCAAACAGGUUUAUGUGUAGAUAUGGAUAGUGCGGUAGAUUAUGUUUCAAAUAAAAAAGAUAAAGUAACAAACUGUAUAAAAAAUAUACAAACAGGUAUAAUAUUCGAAUUAUAUGGUCCGUUAAACUCUAUACCUGGCUUUAACAUUUAUCCGCCACCAAAUGAGACAUGCAAGGAUAUUGGUUGUGAAGCAAAGGGUUUAAGUUGUAUUUAUCAACCUAUUGCUAAUUGCGAAUCCACAUCACCUUGUUGCCAACCACAACCUAUUUGUUCAGACUUUACAAAACUAUUAAUGUCAAAUAUAUCUCAUGGAAGAGGUAAUUGCGAUGCCCAAUGCCCUGAAGGAUUUAACUGUAGAUAUAUCGCAGAUGAAGAAACUUGUUUACCCUCAAAAUGCGAUCUAGUUGAAUGUAUAGCUGGAACCGAAUGCUUGCCAUUAAAAGGUUUAGAUAUAGUUUCAUGUUUUAAAAAAAUUGAAAUUAAUGAUAGUCCCAAUGCUAACUGUGAUAAUGUUAAAUGCCCAAACCAAUUUGUAUGUGGCAAAGGGGUAUUUUCAAAUGCAGAUUGUUUACCUCAAGAUAUAGAUUUUAUAUCAGAAAUAUUUAACUGUAGCAAGUGUCCUAAAGAUUGGAAAUGUGAUAAAUUUGGAUGGGGUGGGUUAUGUAUAGAAUGGAAACCCUCCAGUCCAGGUGAUGGUGUACCAUGUUUAGGUGGAUUUUGUCUAUUCAAUCAAUAUUGUAAUGAAACAAGCCAACAAUGCGAAUUUGAAAGAUGUACCUCUACAACUUGUAAUAAAGAUAUGAGUUGUAUUCAAUACCAACCAUCACACCCAAGAGUUUGCUCAUCGACCAACAUUAUUCCAUUCACCCAAAUCCCAGAUACAAUAAUACCCUAUUCGGAAAGAUACAAGGACCAAAUUAGAGCACAAAGAUAA